This is a messenger RNA of Oncorhynchus mykiss (rainbow trout), 4788 nucleotides long. RefSeq names its product PVR cell adhesion molecule related 2 like (gene pvrl2l). NCBI's taxonomy places the organism in Eukaryota, Metazoa, Chordata, Actinopteri, Salmoniformes, Salmonidae. The record is from RefSeq and is a predicted model, not a curated record.
ACUCAGAAUGCGUGCGAAUGCUUAGUGGAGAUAACCGACACACAGAACAUGAGUGUUACUUUUUUCUGGUGCCAUUUAGCGAACACCAGAGACAUACCUGUACGCACUACGUCCGCCCCAGACGGGGAGGGGUUUUGAAUGUUUUUGUGUGACUGUCAAGUCGACUCUAAUUUGAAAUCGAGAAAAUAAGACGUCGGACUGAAGAUCAAACCUAUAGUUUACGGACUCCGGUCUGUUUUGCGGUCUAGUUCCUAUUAUAUAUUUGUAUUGAGAAGCAAUCAGUCAAGGAAUAUUAAGUCUGUUGUGGUGUGGUGCUGGGGAUUUUAUAUCCACCUCGUCUUUUUAGAAGAAUGGCGAGAGACGCUAAACAUUGCCCCCUAUCACCAAUGAAAAACAGUUUGUUGGUGACAGCAGGGAUACUUCUGAUUAUUCAAGCUGCUUCGUGUCAGCGGGUGAGGGUGGUACCAGAGGUGGAGGCGUACCCCACCGAGUCGGUCGACCUGCGCUGUCAGUUUGUCGACGGAGGAAACACCAAGCUCACACAGGUGUCGUGGAUAUGGGAGCCCACGGAGGGCCAGAGGGACAACAUUGCCGUCUUUCACCCCAUAUACGGCGAGAGCUUCCCCGAAUCGCCCUUCAACGGGCGUGUCCGCUUCAUCCAAGGCACCUUGACAAACCCCUCCAUUACCAUCAGCAGCCUCAAGAUGGCCGACGCCGGGCGUUACACCUGCGAGUACGCCACUUACCCCAGCGGCAAUGAGCAAGGCACCACCAAUCUGGUCAUACUUGCGAAACCCAAGAAUUCUGCAUCCCCCGUUGUCGUCCAAGCCAGCACAAGCGGCAAACCAGUGGUCGUGGCCCAGUGUGAGGCGGCUGACGGCAAGCCAGCAGCCAGCAUCAAGUGGAUGGGAGAAGUCGGUGGCACCGAUAACACCACCUCCAAAAAAGGUCUGGACGGCACGGUGACGGUGAGGAGCGUGUACCUACUGGUGCCCACGCCUGAGGACAACGGCAAGGAGGUCACCUGCAUGAUCAGCCAGCGCACUCAGGACAAGCCGCAGACCUUCCCCAUGAAGCUGUCUGUCGAGUAUCCCCCGACUGUGUCCAUAGUGGGCUAUGAUAACAACUGGUACAUUGGCCGGACCGACGCUGUCCUGACCUGCCAGGCCACGGGCAACCCUGCCCCCGCCAACGUCACUUGGACAGCCAUGUCCGGUCGGAUGCCUGACACGGUACAGAUCGCCGACAACAAGCUGAUCGUGCGGAAGGUGGACGAGGCUGUGAACACCACCUUUGUCUGCGAGGUGAAGAACCGGCUGGGAGUGAGCAAGCACCAGGUCACCACGGUGGUCAUCGAGCAGCGAAAGAAAACAGCAGGGCCGUCGACGGCUGGCAUUAUCGGAGGCAUCAUUGGUGUGGUCCUCUUGCUGGCGAUCGUGGGCGCUGCCAUCGUGCUGGUCCGCAAACGCAAGCAGAACGCAGAGAACGGAGAUGGUCCUCCCAAGCACAAGCCCCCUCCGCCUGUGAAGACCGGCAGCUCCACAGAGAUGCUGAACAAGCAUGUCACGGACCCAGUGACGAAGGAGUUGACGGAGACCCAGCCUUUAAGUAAGGUCUACUACGAGACCAGCGGAGAGCCUGUCACGGAUCUGGAUGCCUGCGACGAUGACGAUGACAACGCUGCCGGCGGUGGGGCUGCUAAUGGCGGCGGCCCUGCUGUCCUGGAGGGCUCGAUACGGUAUGCCGAUGUCGACGACACGCUAAAUGACGGAGCCCUGCCUCCGUACUCCGGCGCGGGCGGUCACCACGUUGAUGAGCCGCCGUCGACCACUGUGGCCCGCGGAGAAAGCUUUGUGUCGGCAGCCAUGUAUGUUUAGCAGAUGACGUUUUAGCCUCCGUGACGACGACAACAACAACGUGCCUGUAGACCCAGGAAGGCUCUGGACCGAUCCAGCCUCCCGAUGUGAUCAGAACCUAAAUGCAGUGUUUACUACUCUUGUGAUUCCGGAAAGGUAAUAUCACCAGAAACACAAUUCAAAAUAUCAUCAGAAUUAUCACUCGAAACUGUUUGUUUGAAUGUUGCAGUGUUAUACUUAAGCAAUAAGGACCAGAGAUGGUGUGGUAUAUGGCCAAUAUACCCCGGCUAAGGGCUGUUCUUCUGGGUACAGCCCUUAGCCGUGGUAUAUUGGCCAUAUACUACUAACCCCCGAGGUGCCUUAAUGCUAUUAUAAACUGGUUACCAACGUAAUUAGAACUGUGGUAUACGGUCUGAUAUACCACAGCUUUCAGCCAAUCCGCAUUCAGGGCUUGAACCACCCAGUUUAUAAUGUACAGUAAGCAUCCUCAGACCAAAAUGCCGUUUUAUGGCAGUAUGAACAGAAUGAAGUUGUCACUGCUUUAUAACAUUGCAACAUGACAAAGUUUAAGAAUCUAACUCAUGUUUUGGGUUCAAUCUAAAUUGCAAGAGCUGGCAAUACUACGUUGUUAGGGUAACGAAGUGUGACAUCUUUGUUUCCAGCAAAGCACACAAUGCAAACACAAUUAUCAAUGAGCGUGCAAUCCCCCCCCCCCCCCCCCCCACACACACAGGAAAGAUGAACAUUUAAGUCAAAUUAAAUUCAAAUUAUAACGAUUGUAUUUUCAGUGUCAAAAUACCCAGCAUAUAUUGGAAAAUACUGCCAUUAGUACCAAUUUAUGUAGAUGAAGUGGCUAUUAUACGCUGUAAUAUAUGCUGUUUAUUUUACACGCAGUAAAAUAUGAAUUGAAAUCUUUUCUAUUUUAGUCUUAUUCUUUUAUGUACCGAAACACAAAUGUGCAAAACAUCAUUGAUGAACAAUUAUGUGAGACCGUGUCAAGUUGGUCAAAGAUGUCAAAGUGAACCAAAUUAUCAACGAACACUGUAAAUAAUAAUGCUGAUUUAAUAUAUUGUCGGUGAAAUGUGUAAAAUGUCAAAACAAAAAAAGAGUGUAGGUGUUUUCAGAACCUCUAUGUAUAGGGGUGUCAGUUUCCAUGUGAAAUUGGGAAAAAAAAGUAUACAUUUUACUUUAACGGGUAUUGAGGUUGUCAGUCACAAGGCUUAUGUUUUUAAUCUAAAAAUGCUGUGGGGAUUUUAGCCCUUGUAACUCUGCAUGGCAUGAUCGGUGGCUUGUUUCAAUCAGUUGGCUCACUUUCCCCCCAAGGCUACUUACAGACACACCAGGGCUUAUACUUUUUGAAUGUUGUCGAUGUCUUUGCGUUCCUUCAUUGUAUCGUCUACUUCAAGCACAAACACAUGGAUGUGGAGCAGCGGGGUGAUUUAGGCCGUAUAGAAGGCGCACAGCACGACAUGAGAUAGCUUUUAGCUGAUACUAAGUCAGUCAGCAUACAUGUUCUGUCCAGAGUGCUUACUGCAGGGCGCAAUAAACAAAGAGUUGUAUGUAACUCUUGCUGAGUAAUGGGAACAAAAAUCAUUGGUUCUGGCCGUUCCAAAGAGCUUGAGUCGCACAAUUCCACGAGGGCAUUGAUCUGUCCGCGUCACCUCAACAGAGGCAAGCGAGGCUAUACUCGCUAAGUACAUUAGCUUGUUGAAUAAAAAAAAAAAGACGCAAAGAAAAAGACAACGUGAACAAAAAAGCACAUGUAGCUUUGUAAGUAAAUAAAUAGAUACUAUGAAACUAAUGAUUGCUGGACAGAUGUAGAAAAAAUAGAUAUGGUAUAUAGACUGCUAGGUGGGCAUAUGGACACAGAGAAAUAGAACACAGUAGUAACUGCCUACCUCACGGUUCUUUAUUCAAUCACAGUCAGUGCUCCACUGCGCUAUUGUCGUUUUUUUUUAUGUGACAAUCACUUUGAAAACAACUUUCAUUGGCUUUUGGUGGCACUUCGGGUCUCUAUGGUGUUUCUUUUAAAGAUAAUGUCUGCAUGCUGCAUGGAACUAUGGGUAGCUCAACUUCUUCUCUGUGCAAAAAGACUCGUGCCGCCAUUUUUGAAAACGUAUGACUGUGGGCGGCGGGCUCGCAUAAAGUGGUGCAGUGUCAGACAAUCACAUCUGAAUUUUAUAGCCCUUACACAGGUCAGAGUUCAAAGGGAAAUUAACUGUGCAUUUUUUUUAAUUUGCUUUUAUAAACUGUGAUUCCAUCUUCUUAUUUUUUUAUUUAUUGCUUCAUAUUGCCGUCGGAAAUAUAUUGUACUGUUUUGUGUUUUGCCUAUAAAAAGAGCCUCAAAAUUUAAGAUGUGUUGAUAUAUUGAGUUUAGAAAACGACAAUCAUUGGGCCCCUUGGGUUUGUUAUUAUCAGAGACCAAUGAGUCAGCAUUCUGUUUAGUUCUGUUGUUUUAUAGUCAAGGCAUCUGAUAACGAUUUCUCGCUGCAGCAUGAGUUGCAGUGUGUGUUUGCCAAGCGCUUUGCCUCCGUCCCGAUAGGUUUAAUGCCAAAAAAUACAAACUGUGAAUGUUAGCGAUUAACGCUAAUCUGAAUCCGGUCUUCUUCAUUCCCCGCUUGUUUAAUGAUCUCACAUUCAUUGUCGCAUUUUUUUCCAUCACCAAGCCAGAUGUGCCUUCGUUACUUUAUUUUUUUAGCUUGUUCACUUACACAUUUGUUUCUGUCUUAGAAAAUAAAUAUGAGAUAAAAAAAAAUACGAGUUAACCUCUGAUUGUGGAAAGCCAAACACUUGAUCAUUGUGAUUUUUUUUUUUUUGUAAACAUGUUCUUAAUUCCCCCCCCCCCCUUUAAAAAAAUGUCAUUUGCUUUUUUGAAAACCUAUUAUAUGUUUUAAGGAUCAUUGUCUUGUCGAAUAAAAUGUAAACCAAAGGC